This is a messenger RNA of Ustilaginoidea virens, 1206 nucleotides long. RefSeq lists its product as uncharacterized. The coding region runs from base 1 to 1206 and encodes 401 amino acids. The transcript has 3 exons. Gene Ontology annotation, biological process: transmembrane transport. Gene Ontology annotation, molecular function: transmembrane transporter activity. NCBI's taxonomy places the organism in Eukaryota, Fungi, Ascomycota, Sordariomycetes, Hypocreales, Clavicipitaceae. The record is from RefSeq and is a predicted model, not a curated record.
AUGACUCCUGCAUUGUGCGCUCGUAAAGGAAAAGGAUCUGGUCCCGCGACCCGGCGAAAACGGGCUGCGAGAUGCCGUCAACGCAAACGAGAUACACCCGACGAUAACACUGCUGCUUCUCUCUCUCACCUUUCGUUCCGUCAUCGAAAUCGACUGCCGCAGACGACCCCCGACCCGGAGACGCCUAACGCCAAGCUGGCUACGACAGCAUGCGCGAGCGAGGCGACGCCGCCUGGAGAGCACGGCGUGCCCGCCAAAGGGCAGCAUCUCAAAGAUGAGGGGACGAAAUUACAAGUCGUGACAGCCGGCGCCGUGGCGGGUCUCGUGUCUCGGUUCGUCAUCGCGCCGCUAGAUGUCAUCAAGAUCCGUCUCCAGCUCCAGCCGUACUCGCUCUCCGAUCCGCCCGCCCCCCCGAGCCAGGGCCCCGCGUAUCGUGGCGCCGCGGCCACGCUGAAACACAUCCUCAGGCACGAGGGGCUCACGGGGCUCUGGAAAGGGAACGUGCCGGCGGAGCUGCUCUACGUCUGCUACGCCUCCCUGCAAUUCACAACCUACCGAACCACCACGCUGUUUCUGCGAACAGCGCUGCCCGUCAGACUGCCCGACGCGGCGGAGAGCUUCGUCGCCGGCGCGUCUUCCGGAGCCCUGGCGACGACGAUUACGUACCCCCUCGACCUGCUCAGGACGAGGUUCGCCGCCCAGGGACGACGGAGGGUAUACUCGUCCCUUCGGGGGGCGAUAUGCGACAUCCAGCGCGACGAAGGCUGGCGCGGCUUUUUCCGCGGCGUGGGGCCCGCGGUUGGCCAGAUUGGGCCUUUCAUGGGCGUCUUCUUCGUCACGUACGAAGGGCUGCGGGUCAAAACGGCAGGGCUGAACAUGCCCUGGGGUGGUGGAGACGUCACGGCCGGCGUGAUGAGCAGCGUGGUGGCCAAGACGGCCGUGUUCCCCCUCGACCUGGUCAGGAAACGCAUUCAGGUGCAAGGCCCCACGCGAAGCAGAUAUGUGUACAGCGACAUACCCGAGUACCCGAGUGCCUGGAGGGCCGUUGCGACGAUUGUGCGGACAGAAGGCUUCCGUGGGUUAUACAAGGGUCUUCCCAUCAGUCUGCUGAAGUCUGCGCCGGCUAGUGCCAUUACCGUGUGGACGUACGAGCGGUGUCUCGACUUGAUGAAGCGUAUGGACUCGAGUCGAGAGUCUCGCUUGUAA